AUGGAUGGGUUGGUAGAUGUUGUCAGCAAACAAAUAAAGCAAGAAACAACAGUGUUAUGUGAGAGAGAAUAAGCUGAAACAAGCUAAAACAAGCUGAAAGUAGUACAGCCGAACGGGGUGAACAUAGCUUAUGGCAAGGACAAUGCAACCGAUGAGGAAAUCAGAGCUGCAGCUGAGCUUGCUAAUGCCUCCAAAUUCAUAGAUAAAAUGCCCCAGGGUUUUGCUACUUCAGUUGGUGAACAUGGAACACAACUUUCAGGUGGGCAGAAGCAAAGAAUAGCCAUUGCCAGAGCAAUUCUCAAAGAUCCAAGAAUCUUACUAUUAGAUGAAGCAACAAGCGCUCUAGACACUGAAUCUGAAAGGAUUGUACAGGAGGCUCUUGAUAGGGUCAUGACGAACCGGACAACUGUCAUAGUAGCUCACCGUUUGAGCACUGUCAGGAAUGCUGACACCAUUGCCAUGAUUCAUCGAGGAUCAGUAGUCGAAAAAGGUUCGCACCAUGAUCUUGUAAGGGAUCCAGAGGGAGCUUACAGUCAACUGAUACGCCUACAGGAAGCGAGCCAUGCUUCGGAGGGUGCAAACUACCAGAACAAGUCAAGCAGGAAGGGUGAUUCUAGGAUUCACUUAGGCAAACAAAUGUCGACAAAUCAGUCACCAAGCCAAAGGUCACCACAGAACAGCAGCAGCAACCACUUGUUCUCAGUAUCACAUGACGUGCCUCUAGAAAUUGACGUCCAGAACAGUUCAUCAAAGAAUAUAGAUGAAGAAAUUCAGCACGAAGUGCCUCUCAGUCGCCUCGCCUCACUUAACAAACCCGAAAUCCCAGUGCUUAUCCUUGGUUCUAUUGCUUCGGCUGUCAGCGGAAUGAUCUUCCCGAUCUUUGCGAUACUUCUAUCGAAUGUGAUCAAAGAAUUUUAUGAGCCGCCACGUAUUCUGAGGAAGGAUGCUGAGUUUUGGUCAUCUAUGUUCUUGGUAUUCGGUGCAGUGUACUUCUUGUCACUUCCUUUUGGCUCAUACCUUUUCUCAGUGGCUGGGUGCAAGUUGAUAAGAAGGAUCAGACUGAUGACAUUUGAAAAGGUGGUCAAUAUGGAGAUCGAAUGGUUCGAUUACCCAGAGAAUUCAAGUGGAGCAAUAGGCGCAAGGCUAUCGGCAGAUGCAGCAAAAGUUCGGGGGCUUGUGGGUGAUGCAUUGCAACUGGUGGUGCAGAACUCGGCAACUUUAGUUGCCGGUCUGGUAAUUGCUUUUGUAUCAAACUGGGAGCUCUCUCUUAUUAUACUGGCUCUGAUACCGCUUAUUGGCCUCAACGGAUGGAUCCAGAUGAAGUUUAUUCAAGGAUUCAGUGCAGAUGCAAAGUUGAUGUAUGAGGAGGCAAGUCAAGUAGCAAAUGAUGCAGUGAGCAGCAUAAGGACAGUGGCAUCAUUUUCAGCUGAAGAAAAGGUGAUGGAUUUGUACAAGAAAAAAUGUGAAGGGCCAUUAAGAGCAGGGAUCAGGACAGGAAUAACAAACGGCGUUGGCUUUGGGGUUUCCUUCUUCUUACUGUUUGGAGUCUAUGCAGCCAGCUUCUAUGCUGGUGCACGGCUUGUAGAGAACGAGAAAACAACUUUGCCCAAAGUUUUCAGGGUAUUUCUUGCUCUCAGUAUGGCAGCAAUCGGGGUGUCACAUACUAGUACCAUGACAUCAGAUUCUUCCAAAGCAAAAUCGGCUGUAUCUUCUAUAUUUGCCAUCAUGGACCGAAAAUCAAGGAUAGAUCCAAGUGAUGAUUCUGGGGUAACCCUGGAGCCACUAAGUGGCAACAUCGAAUUUCGGCAUGUGAGAUUCAGAUAUCCAACACGGCCCGAUGUUCAGAUUUUCGAAGACCUAUGCCUGACAAUUCAAUCUGGAAAGACUGUUGCACUUGUUGGAGAGAGUGGUAGUGGCAAAUCAACAGCGAUAGCAUUUCUGCAGAGAUUCUAUGAUCCUAACGCAGGCCAUAUACUCCUAGAUGGAGUGGACAUACAGAAAUUCCAGCUGAGGUGGCUAAGGCAACAGAUGGGGCUGGUGAGUCAAGAACCAUCCCUGUUCAACGACACGAUACGGGCAAACAUUGCCUACGGAAAGGACCAGCAAUCAACAGAAUCGGAUAUCGUGGCUGCCGCACGGUUGGCAAAUGCUCACAAGUUCAUCAGUUCACUGCAUCAGGAGUAUGACACCAUGGUCGGGGAGCGUGGGGCUCAGCUAUCAGGAGGGCAGAAGCAGCGCGUCGCCAUUGCCCGCGCCAUCGUUAAGGACCCCAAGAUCCUUCUACUCGACGAAGCGACAAGCGCGCUCGACGCAGAAUCCGAACGGACAGUGCAGGACGCCCUGGACAGGGUGAUGGUGAACAGAACAACAGUGAUCGUCGCGCACCGGCUGUCCACGAUACAGGGCGCUGAUGUGAUCGCGGUGGUCAAGGAUGGCGUGAUCGUCGAGAAGGGGAGCCAUGAUACCUUGAUCAGAAUUGAGGGUGGCGCGUAUGCGUCCCUCGUCGCGCUCCAAUCAGCAGCGCCGUUGUAG
This is a messenger RNA of Miscanthus lutarioriparius, 2532 nucleotides long. The record is from the annotation of a GenBank genome assembly. NCBI's taxonomy places the organism in Eukaryota, Viridiplantae, Streptophyta, Magnoliopsida, Poales, Poaceae.